ACGGCGGCGGAGCCGUACGGCGGCGGAGCCGGGCGAGACGAGCUGGGCCCUGCUGGCAGCUCCCUCUUCCCCACCUCCAUGCCCGUCCUCUGAGCCCCCCUGGGCACCCAUGCACUUGCCCGGGGACCAGUCUGCACCAUGAAUGACCAGUACCACCGAGCAGCCCGGGAUGGCUACCUGGACCUCCUGAAGGAAGCCACCAAGAAGGACCUGAACUCGCCGGACGAGGAUGGCAUGACCCCGACCCUAUGGGCUGCCUACCACGGCAACCUGGACGCCCUGCGCCUCAUCGUCAGCAGAGGGGGUGAUCCAGACAAAUGUGACAUCUGGGGGAACACCCCUCUCCACCUGGCUGCAGCCAACGGCCACCUGAACUGCCUUUCCUUCCUCAUCUCUUUUGGGGCCAACAUCUGGUGCCUGGACAAUGACUACCACACCCCGCUGGACAUGGCAGCCAUGAAGGGGCACAUGGAGUGUGUGCGAUACCUGGACUCUAUCGCUGCCAAGCAGAGCAGCCUCAACCCCAAGCUGGUGAGCAAACUGAAGGACAAGGCCUUUCGGGAUGCAGAGAGGAGGAUUAAGGACUGCGUGAAGCUGCAGAAGAAGCACCACGAAAGGAUGGAGAAACGGUACCGAAAGGAGAUGUCGGAUAAUUCGGAUACCAUGAGCUUCUCCAGCUAUUCAAGUAGCACCUUAAGCAAGAAGUUCCAACACAUGUCUAUGGUGACUUCCCUGCCAUAUUCCCAAGCCACCAUCCACGGCACAGCCAAGGGAAAGACAAAAAUACAAAAGAAGCUGGAGAAGAAGAAGCAGGUGGACGGGACGUUCAAGAUCUACGAGGAUGGGAGGAAAAGUGUGCGGUCCCUGUCCGGGCUGCAGCUGGGGAACGACGUCAUGUUUGUGAAGCAGGGCACAUACGCCAGCCCCAAGGAGUGGACUCGGCGCAAUAUCAGAGACAUGUUCCUCACAGAUGAAGACACUGUCUCCCGUGCCAUAAGUGACCCAGGUUUGCACAUGGACUCGGCCCACUCGGAAGUCAGCACCGACUCCGGCCACGACUCCUUGUUCAACCGCCCCGGGCUGGGCACCAUGGUGUUCCGGCGUAACUACGUCAGCAGUGGGCUUUUUGGGAUUGGCAGGGAGGACUCUGGAAUGCCAGGUGAAGACAACCCAGACGGGGUAGGUGUCAAACUGCGGAGCCGCCUGCAGCGCUCGCCAAGUCUCAACGAUAGCAUUGGCAGUGCCAACAGCCUGCAGGAGAGGAACGCGGAGGAGCUACCCUGGGAUGAGGUGGAGCUGGGCUUAGAUGAUGAUGAUGAACCAGACACCAGCCCCUUGGAGACUUUCCUGGCUUCCCUGCACAUGUUUGAGUUCAUCUCCAUCUUGAAGAAGGAAAAGAUUGACUUGGAGGCCCUCAUGCUAUGUUCAGACAAUGACCUGAAGAGCAUCAAUAUCCCACUGGGCCCCAGGAAAAAGAUUGUGGAUGCCAUCCAGAGGAGACGACAAACUCUGGAGAAGCCAGAUGUCAUUGUAGACACUGAACUGUAAGUAGGAGAUGGGGCCUCUGAGCAAUUAAGCCCUUCAGCAGGUGGAGAUGUGGAUAAUGUAAGGUCUUGUUUUCAACCCACUUGGAAGAGUAGGAGUCCAGGUAACCUCAGUGCUUCUGUGUGUGGGCAAAUUCCUGCUUGUGUGGAAACAAUGAGAGUUCGGAGAGGUGGCAAUAGUGUUAGUCCAUUACUCAACAGCCCUAACGUGGCUGGGCAGGACAUGGAGCCCUUGUUUUGUUUCAUAACCUAAAUGAAUGCAGACUGGUCUGUGGUCUGAUUCUUCAGAGUCCCUGUAGCUGGGACUUUCAACCACUCUCAGGCUGGUCUUGAUUCUUCACCUUUUGAAGGCGUUAGGAAAUCAACCGCGAGUC
Apus apus (common swift) is the source of this 1918-nucleotide messenger RNA. It is a transcript of the gene USH1G, whose product is annotated as USH1 protein network component sans. The transcript is spliced from 2 exons. The record is from RefSeq and is a predicted model, not a curated record. The coding region runs from base 139 to 1548 and encodes 469 amino acids. Gene Ontology annotation, biological process: equilibrioception; sensory perception of sound; sensory perception of light stimulus. Lineage: Eukaryota; Metazoa; Chordata; Aves; Apodiformes; Apodidae. Gene Ontology annotation, molecular function: protein binding.